Molecule: messenger RNA, 507 nt
Organism: Macrosiphum euphorbiae (potato aphid)
Lineage: Eukaryota; Metazoa; Arthropoda; Insecta; Hemiptera; Aphididae
Source: the annotation of a GenBank genome assembly
AUGCAAGCCUUUUUGGAAGAAAAUGAUGAGCAGGCUUCUACUAAUAUUGUCAACGAGAUUAUUGAGCACCUCAAACAGCUAAAAAAUUCUUUUGAGCAAUAUUUUCCUGCAGAUCGGGAAGUAUUGUUGAAAGACCAUGAAUGGGUACUGAAUCCAUUCUCAGUUUGUAUGAAACCUUCAAGCUUAUCUUCAAGUGAUUACGAAAGGUUGAUCGAUUUAACUUCUGACUUAACAUUAAAAUCUUCCUUCAACAGCAAUUCGUAUGCCGAAUUUUGGUUAAGUUUGAAAGACAAAAAUUAUGAAGGUUUAAGCGAGAAAGCGAAAACACUAUUUUUACCCUUUGCCAUUACUUACUUAUGCGAGUCAGGAUUUUCGUCAUACGCUGCAACUAAAACCAAAUACCGCAACCGCCUCAAUGUUGAACCUGACCUCCGACUCCAAUUAUCAAAAAUAAAACCUGACAUUGCACAACUGUGCCAAAAUAAGCAGGCACAUACAUCACAUUAA